Lodderomyces margitis is the source of this 288-nucleotide messenger RNA. RefSeq lists its product as uncharacterized. The transcript has a single exon. NCBI's taxonomy places the organism in Eukaryota, Fungi, Ascomycota, Pichiomycetes, Serinales, Debaryomycetaceae. Bases 1 to 288 code for a protein of 95 amino acids. The record is from RefSeq and is a predicted model, not a curated record.
AUGGUCUCUGUGUUUGCGAAACGCGAAAGAAACCGAGGACCAUAUCAUUUCGAUACAGAAGAAGAAGAACGGGAUUUUGAUCUGAUGGUUGAUUACAUGUGUCAGAAUUCAAGUAACAUCAUUUGCCAUGACCCUGUAUUGGACAAAAAAUUUAGAUUUACACCAUGGGGCGAAAAAGGUGACACGUAUGCUAUUGCUAUUGAAUUUUUGGAGUCUGGUGGAUAUUCUCAAGAACAGAUUGAUGAGGCGGUGAAGAGGGCAAAAGCUAAACGAAGAAAGCCAAUUUGA